Molecule: messenger RNA, 2443 nt
Organism: Nelumbo nucifera (sacred lotus)
Lineage: Eukaryota; Viridiplantae; Streptophyta; Magnoliopsida; Proteales; Nelumbonaceae
Product: Regulator of Vps4 activity in the MVB pathway protein
Biological process (GO): protein transport
Source: RefSeq, a predicted model, not a curated record
GUUCGGAUCUUCCAUCUUCUUCUCAUCCAAACCUUCCAUCUUCUUCUCAUCCAAACCUUCCAGCUUUUCCGCAAGUUAAAAUAUAGUUAAAAAACCCCUGACCAUCCUUCAAAUAACCCAAGAUGGUGGAUACACUCGAUUGAGACUUGCCGAGUCUGAAAGGAGUCUGACGCGACUACAACUCGUUUGAGUCGCGAGACUCGGACUCGGUGAGUCCAGCGUGGCGAAAGGAACCUCGUGCUUGUUUCAGCCUUCAAGUGCUCUUCUUAUGUGUUCGUAACUUUGUAUGGACAGAUGAAUUCCUCGUUUCCCCCUCUCUCUCUGAAAGUUCUCUCUGUUUCUUCCCUUCUGAGUUUUGAGCUUCUUUAUUGACGAAUCAGGAGAUUACCUCUGAUUUGCAUUCUAGCUUGCAUCUGAGAUCCUAAGUCGAGUUCUCGUUAACGUUUUCUCAAACCGGUAUACCUGUGUCGAGGAAAGAAUAUUGGAGCGAAGAUGCUGGACGGACUUUUAGGCCGAAGUUUCUCGGGGAAAUGUAAAUCGUCGAUCAAGGCCAUCCAAGCUCGAAUCGAAUUGAUAAGGAGGAGGAGGAACGCAAUGCAGAAGUUCUUGAAGAAAGAUAUUGCUGAUCUUCUCUCCAAUGGCCUCGAUAUCAAUGCGUACGGCCGGGCUGAAGGACUUCUAGUUGAGUUGUGCCUUUCCUCCUGUUAUGAUUUCAUAGAACAAUUUUGUGCGUGUGUUUUGAAGCAGCUUCCAACCAUGCAAAAGCAGAGUGCUUGCCCCGAGGAGUGCAGGGAAGCUGUACCAUCUCUAAUGUUUGCUGCUGCCAGAUUUGCUGAUUUACCAGAGCUACGUGACCUCAGGGAAAUAUUUACAGAGAAAUAUGGGAAUUCCUUGGAGGCUUUCAUAAAUCAAGAGUUUGUUGACAAAUUGGCAUCAAAGACUCCUACAAAGGAUAAGAAGCUCCAGUUAAUGCAAGAUAUUGCAAAAGAGUUUUCUAUAAAUUGGGACUCCAGAACUUUUGGGCAGAAAAUGUCCAAUGUGCCUUCCUCUACACAAGAUCAACUGAAGAAACAUGGAUCUUUCUGCAAUGGCAAACAAGAUGGGCACAGAUUGUGCAAUGAUAGGGAGGAUUCUGUCCAAAAAAGAGAUACUCAAGAUGUUUCAUCUAGAGGAAGAAAGGAAGUCACCUAUGAUGAGUAUAAAUCACACAACAAAAGGGAGGAAACUGUCCUGAAAAGUGACAAGCCAGAAUAUCUUUCUCAUGGAAGACAGGAACUUUGUGGCGAUGGAUAUAAACUGCCAAAUGGAUACAAAUCACACAAUGCUAGAGAAGAUGGUCUGUCCAAAGAAGAUGACCAAGAUGGUCCAUCUCGAGGAAGGCGGGACAAUGCUUUUGGUCAAUGGAUAGGGGAAGAGGAGUUGAAGGUGGUUAAAAAAGAUCAUACUACUGCAAGUAAUAGCCACAAUGAUCUACAAAACCAUUCAAAGUCAGUAGGAAAAGCCUUCAAGGAAGAAGCAGAAAACAUGAGACCUUUUUCCAAUAAUAUAAUCCCCCCUCCUUAUGUCAAACCAAAAGAUGGUAAGUAUGGAAUCAAGACAGAUGUUCAUAUUGCUAGUUCUGACUCUAAUGGCUGCCCUCUGGAUUUUCAAUCCCGCAAUAAAGACUUAAGCAGCAAUAAACUAGAAAAUGCACCAACCAAAGCUGAGGCUGAGUCUGAAAGGAUGAAUGGCCAUGGAGAUGAGACAAAGCCAAAACCGCGGUCAGUCAGGAGGAGACGCACUAAAACUCCACCAGUCCAAGAAAAUGAUGGCAAUUUCGAAGUCCGUGAAGUUACAGGUAGAAUUCCAAGUGGUGGAAAAGGAGAUGAUGCAAGAUUGAGGCACCAAACCUUAUUUGGUUAUGAUCAAGGUCAGAUAGAUGAAGAGGAAAAGAUGGAUAGGCUGUUGAUACACUACAGUAAGAAACAACAGCCAACCUAUGAAGAGUACGAACUGGGCAGACUAAGAGAGCCAAAAUGUCCUGCACAUCAACUUGAUGCCAAUGUUGGUGAACCCCCACAUCAUAGAAGCGGAAACGGGGCUUGCUUGAACUUGGAGUUGAAUCAUCCUCCAGCUAGAGCAGUGUCGCUUCCUCCAGAGCCACCAUCCCUGACUGAAAUCGAAAGAGUACCUGCUCGUGCGGCUUCCUUUGAGUCUGCUAAAGCUGGGCAUGUCCAUCCUAAACUACCAGACUAUGAUGAUUUGGCAGCCCGAUUUGCUACCCUUAGGGGGAGGUGAAGCAGAAUAUAGCAAAUGAAACCUCCUUGUAUUUUCUGUAGUCUAUACGACUAUGUCCAGAGUUCUUGUACCAAAUUUUUUAACCUUCUGGGUUGAUCUUUGUAAUAAUAUCCUAUAGUAAACAUACGUUUCUUUCAUUUCCAAUCUUCCAUAACGCUGUUGCUUC